This is a messenger RNA of Symbiodinium natans, 2793 nucleotides long. The record is from the annotation of a GenBank genome assembly. NCBI's taxonomy places the organism in Eukaryota, Dinophyceae, Suessiales, Symbiodiniaceae.
AUGGCCUGGCGGCGGGCGCUGUUGCCCGCGCGCCUCCCUUGCGGCCCUUUGGGCCCCUUCCGCCCCUUGGCCCUCCGCUGCGGCCUGCGCGGCUUCGCCGCUCGGGAUGCCUACACGGUCAUGGGCCUGGACCGGCGUGCUUCGCAGCAGGAGGUCAAGGAGCGUUUCCGAGUCCUGGCGAAGCAGUACCACCCGGACCUGAACACUGGAGAUCGUACAGCUUCCCUGAAGAUGGCGGAGCUGACAUCUGCCUACGACACUUUGAUGGACCCCAAGCGCCGGGCCGCUCUGGACCAGGCGACCGCCGGCACCUCUGCAGGCGCCGGCCCGGGCUCCUCCUACACAGGCGGAUUCCCUUACGAUGACAGCGACGGCUGGGUCUCCCCCUCGCAGAUGUUCUCGGAGUUCUCGGAUCUCUUCGGCCGCAACUCCCAGUUCCGGCCCAACAUGGAUGCCUCCGCCGCUCAGAGGGGCGAGGAUGUCACCACUCACCUGGACGUGACGUUCCUGGAGGCCGCCCAAGGAUGCGAGAAGGAGGUCUCGCUCAGACUGAAGCAGGUGUGCCCCGACUGCCACGGUUCAGGCGCUCGAGAGGGCACAAGCUGGUCGAAGUGCCGUGUUUGCAGAGGCUCUGGUGUUCACCGGCAAGAGAAGGGCAUCUUCAGCAUGGGCCUCCCUUGCCAGAGGUGUCGUGGCAGCGGCAUGGUCUUGGACCAUCCCUGUCGUGGCUGCCGCGGCGAGAGCACCAAGAUGAUGACCCGCGAUAUUCGCAUCAACGUCCCAGCAGGGGUGCGGAACCUUAUGGAGCUGCGGGUCCCCGGUGCUGGGCAUGCUGGCAGCCGGGGCGGGAAGGCUGGCCACCUUUUCGUGCAAGUGAAGGUCUUGCCACAUGACAGGUUCCGGCAAGUGGACGACGACGUGCACUUGGACGUGCCGCUCACGCUUCGAGAGGCGCUGUUGGGAGCGGAGGUCUUCAUCCCCAACCUGGAGGGGACCAGCGAAAGGCUUGUCAUCCAGGCACCGGCGCAGCCUGGGACGACCAAGGUGCUGAGAGGCCGCGGCCCUCCAAAGCCCGGAAACCAGGGUCGGGGGCACCUGGUCUUGCACUUCCUCCUGCACCUGCCGCGGAGCCUCAGCAAGCGACAGGUGGAAUUGAUUGAAGAGUUCGACAGCCUUGCGGCGGAUGUACCUGACCGUGGGGCGCCGAGGACAUCGAAAGGUUCUGCUCGUGCUCAUCUCUCGUCCUCCGCGCUGGCCUCGCGGGAGUCAAGCCGAGCCUCGGGAGGAAUGCUGCGCGGAGAGGAAUCCACGAACGACAGCAGCAACCGUGCCUGGAGUGAGCUUGCGUCGGACGCAAAGGAGCCGGACGUCAUCGCCAAAACCCGGCAGCGCGUCCGCGAGGUGAAGGAGCGUGAGCGGCUCGAGAGGCUGCGAGAGGAGGAGGAGAAGGAGCAGCGAAAGAAGGACGCCCAGGUCCAGCACGAGGAGCGCAUCAAGCGUCAGGAGCAUGAGAAGCGGCAAAGGCUGCUUGAGAAGAGGGUGGAGCAGGAGUCAAAGAUGGCCAAAGAAGCCGAAGAGAGAAGGAACGACGAGGAGCGGCGGCGGCAGCAGGAGGAGAGAGCCCGGUCUUUGCAGCGCCAGAUGCAGGCGCGGAUCAAAGCUGAGAAAGAGCGGGCCGCCAAAGAGAAGAGAGAGCUGGAGCAACAUGAGAAGGAUGAGAGACGCCGCAACGAAGAGGAGGCGGCGAAGCGAGCAGCCGAAGCUACUGAAGCCGCCAAGAGAAGGCUGGCUGAGCGGAAGAAGCAGCAGGACAAGCUGAGAAAAGAUGAGGAGGAGGCGUCGCAGCGGGCCGAGAGCCAGGGCAGCCGCAGCCGCCAUCGGGAGGAGAGCGCGGAGGCGGCCUCCGCAGCCUCCGCGGAGGCGCUGCGCCGCGCCGGGGAGCGGGUGCGGCACCGCUCUUUGGAGCGGAGGAGGGAGGAGAAGGAGCUGAAAGCCAAGGAGGCCUUGCAGAGGUGCGAGGUGGAGGAGGAGCUCCGGGCCGCCCGCGAGGAGCUCGAGGCCCGGCGCCGCUGCGCGGCGCAGCGCGCCGCCUCGCGGCAGCGCCGGGAGAAGGAGCAGGAGGACAAGCUGAGGGCGGAGCGCGAGGAGCAGAACGCGCAGAUGAAGGAGAAGCGCCAGCUCUACCGGAACCCCCGGGCCAUCGCGGAGCUCCGAGCCUCGGAGGCGCCCAUGCCGCUGACGCACGAGCAGCGCCGCUCCCACUCCCGGCGCCGCCAGGCGGAGCAGGACAAGAUGCGGCGCUACGCCGACGGGGGGCCUGUCGAGACCGAGGACAGCGGCCGUCCGCCGCCGCUGCCGGGUGGCGCCUCCGGCUCCCGCGUGCGGCGCGGCAGCCGGAAGGCGGCCGAACGUGCCCGGCUAUCGCCCAGCUCCUCGCUCACGCACUGCUCGGAGACGGACUCGGUGCUCGAGCCCUUGGAGGAGCCCGCAGAGCCCGCGGAGCCCACGGAGCACCCUCCGCCGACCACGGCGACCACGGCGACCCCAACUGGCGAAGGAAGCGUCCGAGAAACUCCAGAACAUGCGCCGCAUGCGCCUGGCCUGUCUGGCGUGAGCCAUGACAUCCACGUCGAUGAGAGCCAAGUCUGCCAAGUGCCAGAAGAACUGGUGCCGGAGCCAGUGGAAGACCCGCUGGAGCCAUUGGAGCCAUUGGAGCCUGAGGGUCCUGAGGAGUUGGAGGACUUGGACGAGGUCGAGUCCAACUUGAGCAUUAGUCUUCACAUCAAGAUUUGA